Molecule: messenger RNA, 9570 nt
Organism: Gopherus flavomarginatus (Mexican gopher tortoise)
Lineage: Eukaryota; Metazoa; Chordata; Testudines; Testudinidae
Gene: PDPK1
Product: 3-phosphoinositide dependent protein kinase 1
Exons: 21
Coding region: 218-2401 (727 amino acids)
Biological process (GO): proteasome-mediated ubiquitin-dependent protein catabolic process; protein homooligomerization; peptidyl-serine phosphorylation
Cellular component (GO): cytoplasm; Cul3-RING ubiquitin ligase complex
Molecular function (GO): ATP binding; protein serine/threonine kinase activity; cullin family protein binding
Source: RefSeq, a predicted model, not a curated record
GCCAAAGUUGGCCACCCUUGGCUUUAUAGCUCAUGGUGUGCUCCCUGUCUCACCAUGUGGCACUGAUAGUCAUAUGAAUGUGUGAAGAUGGAACGUGUUAAGGGGAAAAUCCACAACCGAGCCAGAGUUAAUUCUGCAGUGAUGGCAUCUGCACUAGCGGGGCUUGUCAUGGGAGUCACUAGAGUCCCUGCCAGUCACUGUCAGACUCUGCACCUGGAUGCCUGGACUGAUUAUAAGCACCACCACCACUGAGUGGCUCUGCUCCAGGAGUGUCAGAUGGGAGUGGUCCGGGUCCAUAUACAUGGGGAGAACAUCCAUCUUGAGCCCUGAUAUAAAUAGUGUAGAAGAUGAUUCUGAGGAAGCUUUUGGAUUUUUGUGGCAACUCUCAGUGAAAUCCUAUGAUGCUGUUCCAAUCCAGUCAAGUGUGGUUAUAUGUUCCUGUCCAUCCCCAUCAAUGGUGAGGAACCAGACAGAUUCCAGCACUCCAUCUGUCAUCACCACCUGUGGCAGCAGAAAGGGGUCUAACAUGGAGGGAACUGCAGCUGAAUCAAGAUCUAGUUCAAAUUCCCUACAGCAACAUUCAGGACAACAGCCUCCACAGCCUCGAAAAAAACGACGUGAGAAUUUCAAAUUUGGCAAAAUUCUGGGUGAAGGAUCUUUCUCAACAGUUGUCUUGGCCCGAGAAUUGGCAACUUCCAGAGAAUAUGCCAUUAAAAUUCUAGAAAAACGUCAUAUCAUAAAAGAAAAUAAGGUCCCCUAUGUGACCAGAGAGAGAGAUGUAAUGUCCCGUCUGGAUCACCCUUUCUUUGUGAAACUCUACUUCACAUUUCAGGAUGAUGAAAAGCUGUAUUUUGGACUUAGCUAUGCCAAAAAUGGAGAGCUUCUAAAAUACAUUCGCAAAAUUGGCUCAUUUGAUGAGACCUGUACCAGGUUUUAUACUGCUGAAAUUGUAUCAGCAUUAGAGUACUUGCAUGGAAAGGGAAUAAUUCACAGGGACCUUAAGCCAGAGAACAUUUUGCUAAAUGAAGAGAUGCACAUUCAAAUAACGGACUUUGGAACAGCAAAAGUAUUAUCUGCAGAUAGUAGACAAGCACGGGCAAACUCAUUUGUAGGGACAGCGCAAUACGUUUCUCCGGAAUUAUUGACAGAAAAAUCUGCCUGUAAAAGUUCUGACCUCUGGGCUCUUGGAUGUAUAAUAUACCAGCUUGUAGCCGGAUUGCCGCCAUUUAGAGCUGGCAAUGAAUAUCUUAUAUUUCAGAAGAUAAUUAAGUUGGAAUAUGACUUCCCAGAAAAAUUCUUCCCCAAGGCAAAAGACCUUGUGGAAAAGCUUUUGGUUCUGGAUGCUACAAAGAGAUUAGGCUGUGAAGAAAUGGGAGGGUAUGGACCUCUUAAGGCUCAUCCAUUCUUUGAAUCCAUUACAUGGGAGAAUCUGCAUCAUCAGACACCCCCAAAGCUUACAGCAUAUUUACCCGCUAUGUCUGAAGAUGAUGAAGAUUGUUAUGGAAAUUAUGACAAUCUCCUGAGUCAAUUUGGUUGCAUGCAAGUUUCUGGUUCGGCAUCCUCCCCUUCACUGUCUGCCCCGGAGACAAGUCACCCACAAACAUCAGGGAAUAUAGAACAGUACAUUCAUGAUCUUGACAAUAACUCCUUUGAGUUGGACUUGCAGUUUUCUGAAGAUGAGAAGAGACUACUACUGGCAAAACAGGCUGGUGGAAAUCCAUGGCACCAGUUUGUAGAAAACAACUUAAUACUAAAAAUGGGUCCAGUAGAUAAAAGAAAGGGAUUGUUUGCUCGUCGACGCCAAUUAUUGCUCACUGAAGGGCCCCAUCUCUAUUAUGUGGAUCCUGUCAACAAAGUUCUGAAAGGAGAAAUUCCAUGGUCACUAGAGCUGCGACCAGAAGCCAAGAAUUUUAAGACCUUUUUUGUUCAUACAGAUGAAACAGGUGCUUAUUUAAUAGACAGAGACCCGACCUACUUUGGGCCAGUACUGAACUAUCUCAGACAUGGAAAACUCGUUAUUAACAAGGACCUAGCUGAGGAAGGUGUACUGGAAGAAGCUGAAUUCUACAACAUCACAUCACUAAUAAAAUUGGUAAAGGACAAAAUAAGAGAGAGAGACAGCAAAAUCUCACAGGUGCCAGUCAAACACGUGUACAGGGUGCUGCAGUGUCAGGAGGAGGAGCUCACCCAAAUGGUCUCCACCAUGUCUGAUGGCUGGAAAUUUGAACAGUUGGUCAGUAUUGGUUCUUCCUAUAACUAUGGAAAUGAAGAUCAGGCUGAAUUUCUGUGUGUUGUCUCGAAGGAGCUGCAUAAUACCCCCUAUGGCACAACCAGCGAGCCCAGUGAAAAAGCAAAGAGCGAGGAUGAAGAGACGGAUUACGAUAUGAAUGACUCAGAUUAAGUGUAAAUGUCAUGAUUUUGCAAGAGCGAGGUUCCAGGAUGUGAAGACCAUAUUGAACACUGAAGAAUAUUUCUUUUAUUCCAAGAUGCAGUGAAUUAUCACAUUGAAGAGGCUUGGCUGUGAGAGGAAGAAAUCUGCUUUAGAUAAUUUUCUGUUGAUCUGGAUUGAACCAUUUAUGCCUAUAAGCUGGUAUAGACUGAAUGUGCUGGCUGAAAACAUCGCAAGAUUAUUGAAUGGGAAGAGAUGAUGUGAGAGAUGUGUUAAUCUUGGUUCUAGUGCAUGGUUGUACUCUCUCAUAGGCUGAAUUAUAUUGGUCACAUAGAAAGAAACAAUCAUGCACUCAUAUUUUCCUCUGAGACAUGUAGCACUUACAUCUGGUGCUGGGUGUUCCAAUGUUGAUCAGUUUGAAAUGAUUUGGGUAUUAAUAAUUGCAAACAGUUAAAGGACACUGUAUUUGGUGCUACAUAUAUAUUACAGCCCAUAAAUGCAAAUAUUUGGGCCUACAUAGUUGGUUUUGGAAUCAAUGACAACCCUGGUUUACUAUCUUAUACUGCACAUUCCUUAUGGCUCAGUGACACAUUUUCUAUUAGGUAAGAAUGGAGUAGAAGAUCAUGUGAAACUACCUUGUAAAAAGUUACACCCCAGACAAAAGAUUCCCAUGAAGAAUAGGUGUAAAAUACUGACUGGGUUGAUGGCUUAUUUUAAUAGUCAAAGGGAAUACUAAACUUGGAAAAAAUGUCUUUUGUCUGAGUCAUCUCUGAUGUUUCUGCUGUCAAAAUAACUUCCUCCUGCAAAAGUUAAGCUCCAGUCUUAGCCAAAUGUUUAAAAGGAAAAUCAAAAUUUCUUAAAUUGUCACAGCUGAACAUCUUGUCUCUUUUGAAAUGUUUGUUGCUAACCAAAUGUUGUACAUUUUAGAAAUGCCUACAAGUGUCAAGCUCCUCUUGGAUUUUGUUGGGUAUUUUAAGAGCUGGAAUCUGUGUAGCUACAUGGCUGGAUAGUGUUAGAUUCUGAUCCUGGUGAAUGAGUUUAAAGUUACCAUAAGAGCGCAAACAGCUCACCCCAGUUAAAAGUCUGAAUUAAUUGCUUUGAAUUUUCAUGAUGUUUACAGUCCAUCUCUCUACAUUGUUUCAACUAUGCAGUUCUUUAUGAUGUUUCUAAGAAUGCUGCCUGAAAACAUUUUCACACAGCUGCAUUAGGACAGGCCUGUGGUAAAUGUUAACACACAAGACUGGAGCUUUUUAGUUCAUUGUGUUUUAAACAAAAUCAGUAGCAUGACUCUUUGAAACAGAUGUAACUAAAUUGAUUGUAGAAAAGUUAAACUCUCGAUUCUUGAAGCUUCAUUGGCUUGCGUAGCUCUAGGUGGAGCAGUGGAUGGGAGUUUAAACCGGAUUGUCCAAGACGAUCUGGAAUUCUAAAAGCAUUUUAAACUGUUUCAUUAAAUAACUUCAGAAUUUUUACAUAUACCAUAUCCUCUACCAGGAAAAUGUGUAAUCCUCCACGUGAAAACCAGUUUCUCAAGCGUCUUGGGUCUACCUAUAUUUUUUAAGACUUAUUGUACAUUGAUAAGUUUGGCAUAAGCAAUUUGUAAAACCAUUUCUAGAAAGCAGGUUAUGCGUGGGCUAAAUGUUUUGUCAUGCAUCUAAUGCUUGAAAGAGUUUGUAAAGCAUUUUGCCACUUGGAUGCGGUCUGCACAGGAAGCUGCUGGCCCCUCCACAAUACCACAUUGAUGUGUUUUUGUCUUUUUUUAAGAUGUUAGGACCUAACUGAAUUUACUAAAAUGUAAUUAUUCUGUAGGGGGAAAUGUUUAUACUUUUUAUACUUUUUUUUUUUGUAGGCAUCCAUGUUUUAUCAGCCUCAAGUUAAUGCCUAAAUUUCCCCUAAAUAGUAACAGAUAAUCAUGUGUAUCUAAUCAUAGCGGUUGGUUUUUCUUAAAAUGCAUACUAAAGCAUUUCCUUUGCUGGAAAAGUCACUGUGUUUAAGCAGCUUGACACGACCCAUGUUCUUCAGGUUCCAUGGCUCAUGGAAUUGUGGCCUUUAAAGCUUCCUAUUUUCCUGCUGGGCUCUACAGAGUAAAUUCAGCAUUGGAAUAAAUGGCUUUUAAUGCCUUAUAAUAAUUAAAAAUAUAUAUUGAUAUCAUUCCAAAAUCUGCAUUUUUGUGUGUUGUCUUCUGUUAAACCAAAGAAGGCAGAUGAUUUGAUUUUCAUAAACUACCUGAGAUCCUUAAGGAUUGCAGAAGCAAAACUUGAGUAAGAAACUGAGAAAAUUGAAACAACUUGGAGGAUAUAUAUGAAAAGGGACCACUUUUAGAGAGUGGCAUUUUCACUGGAAUACUUUAUAGUGUAAUAAAUUUCCUUUUUUUUUUGGUGUGAUUAUCUGCACCCUGGUUUACAUUGUCCCUUGUAGUAGCAAAAAUUAUUUUGGGGAAGAGUUUGAAUCAUUAACAUUUUGCACUUUCUCUGAUACCUCACAGAGCUAUUGUCUCUCACUUCAGCAAAAAAAAAAAAUAAAUAAAUUAUUAGGCAAAUAUCUGGUAAAUAAUUUUGCAAGCUGCUGUAGCAGACCUGUCAACUAAUCUUCUGUUCUUGCUCUUACCCUUAUUAAUUUCAUAUUUCUCGAACAUCUGAGACAUUCACUUAGGUGCAUGUACAGUAGAACCUCAGAGUUAAGAAAACAUUGGGAAUGGAGGUUGUUCCUAACUGAAACGUACAUAACUCUGAACAAAACAUAAUGGUUCUUUCAAAAGUUUACAACUGAACAUUGACUUAAUACAGCUUUGAAACUUUAUUAUGCAGAUGGAAAAUGCUACUUUUAUCCAUCUUAAUUUAAAUGAAACAAGCACAAGGACAGUAUCUUUACCUAUCAAAUCUUUUUUUAAACUUUCCCUUUAUAAUAGUUUACAUUUAACACAGUAAUGUACUGUCUUGCUUUGCUUUGCUUUUUGUCUCUGCUGAUGCCUGAUUGAGGCAAAUGAGGAGUGUGGUUGACUGGUCUGUUUGUAACUCUGAGCUUCUACUGUACUAUCAGAUUCUUCUCCUAAAGCCCCAGGAGUUUCCCUUUACUAAAAUCUGGUUUCUUUUUGUAUUGAAAUCUGGUAACUUAGAAUAAGGUUAGCUACACUAGCAAGAGGUAGACAGGACGGUCAGGUCAGACUCUUUGUAAGCUACUUUAUCAAUAGAUGAAACAGUAUUACAGCCCUAGAUUUUAAAUCAUGAGCAUGGGUAGGUUAUAGCAGAAGAGAAUGAGGGUACCCUAGAUCAAGGCAGACAAACAAUUAAAGUGGCUUUUCAUACAAGGGGCAAUUUAUCUUUCUUGAGUCAGUUAUUACUGUUUUACGGAAGGCCCAAUUUCCUGACCUAAAGGUGUACAAACAUUCUUCAUCUAAGUGUAUCGAUCAUUUGGAGCUACAUACACGGACCCAAGGGAUGACUUAAGUAGAGACUUAGACUGAUUUUCAUUGGGAUUCUUUAAACUGUUUUAAAUGAGACCCAGAAGUUUUACAAAUCUUUUAAAAACACAGUAAGUUUUUAAAUUUGUAAAAUGUAAGUAUUACCACAGAAACCACUGUAGACUUAAAUCAGGAAAAAAGUGAAACUAUUGGUAUUGGAUUUUGUAAUGACCAAUUUCUGGCUUCAGGGGAAAUAAUUAAUCGUAAAUCAAACACUUUUGGCUGUUUUUCAAACAAUACUUCAAUCCAAGUUUAAUUGUAGUCCCAUGAACCAUUUUAACCAAUUGAAAUUGAUUAUACUUAAAGCCUGAAUUGCUGCUCCUCUGUUAAACCUGGGAGCCAUUAUGAAAUUUUUCUCAAUCCUUGGUGAGUCUGUAUCAAAUAUAGUCCACUUACAAGUAAGAAGACGACCUUUGUCUGCUCCUUCUGCAAAUUCACCCUGAGCUCUGAGAGCCAGCGGGUCUCUUCCCAUGUUUCAUUUCAGCACCCAUUAAAGGUUCUGGUGGAUGACUUAAGCUGCAGUUGCAUCUGUGCCACUCCAUUGUUUUCAAAUUCUUCCCUGAAUGAAACUCACGCUGUACUUUUCCAAGCAAUGGGUUUGCACAGGUGUAACAUUUAAAAUUACUAAACAAGCUCCUUGAUGAAUGUCAGAUAUAAUCCAGCCCCUUCUGUAGCUGUGUUGGUUUUGCAUGGCUAAAAGUUUAAAAAAAAAAAAAAGUAAAGAUUUAUUUUGACACUAAAGUUGACAGAUCUGUCUCUGAUCACACCGAAGGAGCAGGUCUGUUAAGUAAUAUGGUGGUGUUUUCACAUAGCCAGUUUUGAGACAGAGCUGCACUUCAAGCUGCAGAGCUGCUUGUUUCGGGGGUGGGGGAGGAAACAGGUGCUGUUUGUGCAGGGAAUCACUGUAGGAAUCUACCCCAGCUAAUGAAUGCUCUCAGGUUCAUUGGGAACCUCUGCUAUAUUCUAGCCUGCAAUGAGUUUGAGGUGCAAGGACAGUAACAGCAUGUUCUGUCUGAAGCUAAUAGUCCAAAACCUGGGUGGUACACUUUAAUCCAAUCAGUCUGGUGUUUGGGGGAACAGCUUCCUGAGGAGUGCGGGAGAAUGUUAGGAAGGGUCUUCACAUGGCAACGCUUUAACGUGGCUGUGUAUCUGCAGCACCGGCACUGGGAGAGAGCUCUAAAACAGUCUCUCCCACGAGGGAAGUAACUCCCAGCGCUGGUGCACUGUCUAUACUGCCACUUUACAGCGCUAAAAGUUGUAGCACUCAGGGAGGGUUUUUUUCACAUCCCUGAGUGAGAAAGUUGCAGCGCUGUAAAGUGGCAGUGUAGACAGGGCCUAAGGAAUGGGCCUUUUCCUCCAAGUAGAAACCUAACAAAAGAGCCAGCAGUUUGGGUGGCAUUCAGGGAGGGUGGGGUGGAGAAUCUCUUUGAAUUUAAUUUGCACCUGUUUGAUUUACUCCCUCCAUAUCAUAAACCUUCCCCUUCCCAGGAGAUGUAAUUUGAAAGAACUGCAUUCACUGCUGUUCUUCAGACAGCCCUUGCAUCUGGGGUCUUAGGCCAUGGCUACACUCACACUUUACAGCGCUGCAACUUUCGUGCUCAGGGGUGUGAAAAAACACCCCCCUGAGCGCUGCAAGAUACAGCGCUGUAAAGCGUCAGUGUAAUCAGGGCGGCAGCGCUGCACGCUACACCCGUAAGGGAUGUGGUUUACAUGCAGCGCUGGGAGAGCUCUCUCCCAGCGCUGCCACUCCGACUACACUCACACUUCAAAGCGCUGUCGGGGCAGCGCUUUGAAAUUCCAAAUGUAGCCAUACCCUUAGGAAAGAGGGUUUCUUUUCUUCAGCAGCAUCCCUGUUGGCUCAGAAGCCUGGGACUAGAACUGCUGAUGGCCAGCAACUCAAAACAUCCCAUUGCUAACAGAAGGCAAUUUUGAAAUAUGUAAGUCCUGAAGUUGCUCCCUGUUUGUUUUUGUACAUUUUAUAUUGCAUCUGUUUCCUGCUUUAGGGACCAUCUCAGGAUCCCAGUUAGAUCUGUGUAUGUAAAAUAGGCGACUGAGGAACGGAGAGAAUCCCAUCAGUAUUCACUUAAAUGUUCAGGAGACUCUCCAAACUCCCUUGGAAGGUAACUGGUAGUAUCGGUAGUAUCGUAAAAAAAAAAAAAAUGAGGAGUCCUUGUGGCACGUUAGAGACUGCAAAAGGCAACUGUCUUUAAAGGCUUAUUGCCAAAUAGAUGCUUUAAAGGGCUAUAUCUUCCACACUUUAUUAUUCAGUUUGCCUAAGGUAACUAUCGCAGACAGAAGGAAUUCUCAGCGCUUUGAAUUCAGACAUGCUAAGGGCUAAUACACCUCCCAUGGCUAAUUGGAAGUUCCAGUUAAACGUGAAUAAAUAUUUUUAAAGACCAACUAUUGCAUUUUUCUAACAUCUUCUAAACUCUGAACAUCCAUAUUAGAAACAUUAUGAGCCAAUCACAAAUAGCAGCUCUUUAAUUUUUGUUACACUCCAGCCUCCAUCGUGGUAGGACUGCAAGUGCAGAAGACAGCACAAUCAGCUGUGUGUCUCUUGUGUAAAUAUUGAAACUUAACAGCUUCUGUUAAUAAAACUGGGAAUAAGGAGACUUUGGGAAGGUUCUCCUUCCUCGGGAAAUAGUCAUUGGUUAUUCCAUUGCAGUUUAGCUUCCCUUUACUUUGGCCAAGUCUAACAAGGAAUACAGUCUUGUAAAACUCAGGAACGCUGUUGCAAAUGUAGCUGUCAACGAAUAUUCGAAGGGCUGUUAUUAGGAUAUUAGUGAUAGUUACAUUGACUGCCAUGGAGAGAGAGAAAUCUACAUUAUAGCGUAGAAAGCUAUCUUAUUACUUCUGGGUGAUUUCACGCUUUUACUGUAACACUUGUGUAGACAGUGCUCUCCCUCAGAAGUUAAAGGACUGAAGGCUGAGCUUAAAUUUUGACCCGCCUUAACAAUGGUCCCAUCUCCAAGGCUUGGCUUUCUGGAAUCUAGUGGCUAAUGGAUGUGUGUGCCUGGCUCAUGCUCCAUUUGCAGAUCUUUUCCCCCCUAAAGCUUAUGCGCACUUAACCUAAAGUACACUUGGCCCACAUGUGUUUGCCAGGAAAGAGCAAGUGCCUAUGCACUAUAGGCCAAAUAGUGCCAAUCUGACUACUAGGAACUGAAUCAAGACCACAGAACCAUUUUCUUUAUAUCACUGAACAGAUAUCAGAGGGCAACUACUUUCAGCCACUGCUGACUUGAGCCCGAUUUGAACCUGGGUUUGAACAUCUUCAUUUCCAAUGGCCUGGCCAGGUCUCCUUUACCCAAUUCACCAGUUUUAUUGGUGGUCUGACAGUAAGUUGUGCUUCAGCUGUUUGUGUUAAGGUCCAGGAGGACAUACUUGCAAUGUUUUAUUUCCUGGAUAGUGGAUUAGCAAUAACAGUUUCCUUUUGUGCCAGUUCAUUAUCUCUGAAGUGUUCUUAUUGCAGCAAAGUUUGAAUUCUGACAUGGCUUUAAUGCUUUUGCAUGAGCCAAGAUGAUUAGCAUAGAAAUUGACAUGGAGCUGAAUCCAGAAAUUUCCCUGGAUAAACCUCUAGUAGGGCUUCCCAACUUGUUUUAAGGUAGAUGCCAUUACCCAUCAUUUUUAGAACAAAUAUACAACUAAAAUGUGUAUGGGUAUUUUUAACCUCCUUUUCGUAACACUAUUGUAAAAUGCAUGAAAUAAACCUGUUUUUCCCUUUUAA